Molecule: messenger RNA, 1800 nt
Organism: Lodderomyces jiufengensis
Lineage: Eukaryota; Fungi; Ascomycota; Pichiomycetes; Serinales; Debaryomycetaceae
Gene: DAK2
Product: dihydroxyacetone kinase
Exons: 1
Coding region: 1-1800 (599 amino acids)
Biological process (GO): glycerol catabolic process
Cellular component (GO): cytosol
Molecular function (GO): ATP binding; glycerone kinase activity
Source: RefSeq, a predicted model, not a curated record
AUGACUUUGACUAAACAUUGGAGAUAUGAUGAAAAUGAAGAUUUAGUAGUAAAUCAAUUGAAAGGUUUGUUAGCUUCAAAUCCAUAUAUUAAACUAAUACCUUCAGAAAAAGUAGUUUUUAAUCCACAUUCAAAUACUCAAAAUAAGAUAACUUUGAUUAGUGGGGGAGGAGCUGGUCAUGAACCUUUACAUGGUGGAUAUGUAGGAGAAAACUUGCUAGAUGCAGCUGUUAGUGGUUCAAUUUUUGCAUCUCCUUCAACAAAACAAAUUAUGGCUGCUAUAAGGACAAAAUCAAACAAAGAGAAAGGUACCCUAAUAAUAGUUAAGAAUUAUACUGGAGAUGUUUUACAUUUCGGAUUGACAGCAGAGAGAGCUAAAAACGAAGGUUAUAAAAUUGAAAUUGUUUUUGUAAGUGAUGAUGUUGCGGUAGGUAGAGAACAAAAUAAAAUGGUUGGAAGAAGAGGUCUAGCAGGGACUGCAUUAAUUCAUAAAAUUUUAGGAGCUGCUGUUUUAGAUCCCAAAGUGGAGUUGAAACAUGUAGCUGAUUUUGGUAAUGUUGUGAAUGAAAAUAUGGUGACACUAGCAGCAAGUUUAGAUCGUACCUCAGUACCGGGUAAAGCGGAAGUCGAAGUUGAAUUUAAUGACACCGAUGAAGCAGAAUUAGGGUUAGGUAUUCAUAAUGAACCGGGUACCAAAAUGAAGCCAAUUCCAAAUAUAGAUGAUUUGGUUAAAAAAAUGUUGCACCAGUUAAUAUCACCAGAAGAUGAACAACGUAAUUAUGUGAAUUUUAAUUCAAAUGAUGAUUAUUUGCUAGUAAUAAAUAAUAUUGGUGGAACUUCAACAUUUGAAUUAAACCUUAUAACAGAACAUGUAUUGAAAAAUCUACCUUUCAAAAACAAGCCAAAAAGAGUUCUUGUUAGUGAUUUUGUUACAUCUUUUAAUUCACCUGGAUUUUCCAUUACUUUAUUAAAUUUAUCAAACAUAGAUGAACAAAAUGGUCCGUACAAUCAAAAGGAUAUUCUUCAGUUUUUAGAUACUCCAACAAAUGCUCCAGCUUGGAAACCAAAAGUGUAUGACUCGGAAUUAUGGGAGAACUCAAAUGAUUCAACUAGAUUGGUCGAAACACCUAUGAAAGAUCAACCUACACUCAAAUCAGACUUAAGAAUAGAUCCAGAUAAAUUUAGAAAUAAUUUAGUCAAUGCUUUGAAAAACCUAUUGAAAGAAGAAAGUAAUAUAACUCAUUAUGAUACAAUCGUUGGUGAUGGUGAUUGUGGUGAAACUUUAGCAAGUGGCGCAAAUUCAAUUUUAAGAGCUUUAAAGGAUGAAAAAAAAUUCAUAAAUAAUUUGGAUGAUCCAGUUGCUUCAUUAUCAACGAUUACACAUUUAGUAGAAGAAAGCAUGGGUGGAACAUCUGGUGGUUUAUAUUCCAUUUUUUUAACUUCGUUAGUACAAAAUUUACAAAAUUCAAAGAUGGUCGAUAAUAAAACUAUAAGUGAAGCACUUCAUCGAGCUCUUCAUAAUGGUUUAUUCAAAUAUACAAAAGCAAGAGUAGGUGGUAGAACUUUAGUUGAUACAUUACAGCCAUUUGUUGAUACUUACUACGAAACAAAUGAUUUACAAAAAGCAGUAGAAGCUGCAAGAAAUGGGUGCGAAAGUACCAAGAAAUUACACGCGUCGUUUGGAAGAGCUAGUUAUGUUAAUGAAGAAGACUUCAAAGUGGAAGGUGGUAUUCCUGAUCCUGGUGCUGUUGGAUUGUUGGCAUUAAUUGAAGGUUUUUUUGCGAAUUUUCAACUGUUGUAG